This is a messenger RNA of Glycine soja, 1566 nucleotides long. RefSeq lists its product as uncharacterized. The record is from RefSeq and is a predicted model, not a curated record. NCBI's taxonomy places the organism in Eukaryota, Viridiplantae, Streptophyta, Magnoliopsida, Fabales, Fabaceae. The coding region runs from base 199 to 726 and encodes 175 amino acids. The transcript has 3 exons.
GAUACCAUAAUAAUUCCAAUAGUAGUAUGGAUGACAUUAAAGAGUAAGACGUAAAGACCAAAUUUUUUAAGGAUUAAUCCUAAGAGAAAUCUGAAAUCCGACCGCAUAGAGUGAAACACACACACACACGGUCACUGCCCAGAUUGGUCCACAGAACAAAGAACACAGACAGCAGCAAGGUCAAAAAAAUUGUUUCGAAUGGCAAAAGAAGAGGAACAACAACAACCCACUUCACCGAUGCACCCACCUUACGCUUACACCAUAAUUCUGAACAUCUUCAGCAAGAGAAGAACAUGGGCGUGUCUAUUUCUAUUGGUCUACGGCACCCUUUUGACUUCUUCGUGGAACUUCCUCAAAUCCACGCUUUCUUGGUACAAUCUGCAGGUUGAGUCCUCCACCACCUCGGCGUGGCCUGCACUCUAUGCUUCAGUGCUUCUGGGCACCGUGUUUGGGGUACUUUCCAUGGUGGCGGCGCUGGUGGUUAUGGUUCCCGCGCUGGUGGUGACGUGGAUCACGAUUGUGGUGCUUCUGGCCUUCUUUGGGAAGCCUAAGAGGACCCUUGUGGUGGAGGGGAGGAAGAUUACGAGGGAGAUUUUCGGGUUUGUGAUGAGGACUCUGCUCAAGGAAGGGAAUUUUGUGGCUGCGGUUUGUGCUGUUUUGGGGUACUUUGCUCUUGUUAGAAGGAAUGGGACUCAAGGUGGGGUUGUUGUUGUUGGUGAAUCGUGAGUGAUUGGUGUUUGGUGGAGUGGUUGUUACAUGAGUUGGUAAAGUGUCUUAAUUUAAUCUCUUUUUUUCGUGGGGCGCUUAGAGUAGAGGUUGAUUACAAUAGGUGAAAGAAGGAACUUUGCAAAAUGUUACUUACUGAGAUAUGUGUAGAUGCAUAGCUGCUUGAUGAUGACAGGGUUUUACGCUUGAGAGAUUGUGGACAGUACGAUUGAGGAUGAUUGGGUCUUUGAUCCUUGGACCCAGCAUAAGUGGUUUUUAGAGGGCAUACUCAAUAAAUAGGAGUGACCUCUUUUGGUCAUGUCAGGUCACACAUAGUAGAGCUCUGGUUUAUUUCACUGAUAUUGGGGUCAAUGAAGUUGUUUUGAAAGUUAUCAACCACCAGAUUCUUUACUCCCAAUUGUUGCAAACAUCAUGGAGAAACGCCUUCCAUCUCAUCACUUUAUUUGUCCUCAAUUUUCUUCUUUGCUCUACUAGCCCAAAUACCCCUGAAACGGAGUAGCUAAAUUACUUGGAAAAUGGGGUCCAAAUCUUAUUUGGAAAGACAUAUAAUAUUUGAAUUUGGAAUUUGAUGUCUUCUUGCACAUGCCCAACCCAACCACACUUUUGUUGCAGAUUAUCUUUGAUUGCUACUUCUUCUGCAAGCAAGCAAGACAGACCAGAAAAGAUUCAUUUGCUCCACAUGGACUCCAAACUUUCUUUUCCCCUUUUCUUUUUCAAUUUUGGUAAAAAAAUUGAUAAUCUUAUCUAAGUAUACCUUUCUACAGUUCUAUCAGCACUGGAUUCGUUGUAUCAUUGAUUGUGAUUUUUAUUUUUAUUUUAAAGUUGACAUAACUAAGUUUA